AGGACGAGUCGAACGCAUUUCUUCACCGCCCGACGCCCUCCUCCCGUUUCUGUUCUUCUUUCAUCAUCUCCCGCAGUCUCGCUCGCUCACCUCCCGAGUCCCGACCCCCUCCUCCUGUUUCGCUCCUCGCCCCGCCGCUCGACCCGCGCCUCCAUCGCUGGAUCUGCCUCGAGCCAUCACCGGUGAAGAGCAGGCACCAGCGCAGGAAAGGGGGUUUCGAUUUUCCUUGCAGUUUGUGCCUUGGAUUCGUUCUCUUCCUCAAGCAAAGGAUCCUAGAGUCCUCUUCGUCGCUACCCGUCGUCUAUCUGGUGUCAUCUCCGAGUCAGAGGAGGAGACGGAUGGCAUGAAGCAACCUGCCAAGAAUGAAAGCCUGGGUUACCCCCGGCACAAGUAGAAGAACACCAGCAACUGAGCCACAGGGAGGAAGGGAAGGAAGAGGGGGAGAUGGGCAACUGCGGCACGCGAGAGGAGAAUGCCGUCGUCGCUGCGCAUGCUCAAGUUCAGCAGCUCCACUUGUUACAACAUCCUGCCAAGAACGCCAUUGCCGAUAGGAAGCACACCCGCACCUCAUCAGAUUUAAGUGAUCCUUCAACACCUAGGAAAAUUGAAGAUGCCAAGAACAUUUCCAUAUACAAUGAUGUGAUUGCCUUUACAUUGUUUGAGCUCGAGACAAUCACAAAGAGCUUCCGUGCUGAUUAUGUUCUUGGUGAAGGAGGAUUUGGGACUGUUUACAAGGGUUACAUAGAUGAGAAUGUCAGGGUUGGGCUGAAGUCACUGCCUGUUGCAGUCAAGGUGCUCAACAAAGAUGGGCAUCAAGGGCACAGAGAAUGGCUUACUGAGGUUAACUUCCUGGGACAAUUAAGGCAUCCAAAUUUGGUGAAGUUGAUUGGAUAUUGCUGUGAAGAUGACCACCGGCUUCUUGUCUACGAGUUCAUGUUUCGAGGAAGUCUAGAAAAUCACUUAUUCCGAAAGACAGCUAUGCCAUUACCCUGGGGUACUAGGAUGUCAAUCGCAUUGGGAGCUGCUAAAGGGCUUGCCUGCCUCCACAACGCUCAAAGGCCUGUCAUCUACAGAGAUUUUAAGACCUCAAAUAUUCUGCUGGACUCUGAUUAUACAGCUAAACUGUCUGAUUUUGGCCUGGCAAAAGCUGGCCCUGAAGGUGAUGAGACUCAUGUAUCAACACGGGUGAUGGGAACCUAUGGUUAUGCUGCCCCUGAAUAUGUCAUGACUGGUCACUUGACUGCUAGAAGUGAUGUCUACAGCUUUGGUGUUGUCCUCCUGGAGCUCUUGACAGGGCGAAAGUCAAUUGACAAGUCACGGCCCAGCAGGGAGCAGAGUCUGGUUGACUGGGCCCUCCCCAAGCUCAAUGACAAGAGGAGGCUUCUCCAAAUAAUUGACCCGAAACUGGAGGGGCAGUAUUCGGUCAGAGCUGCUCACAAAGCCUGCAGCCUUGCAUUCUACUGCUUGAGCCACAACCCCAAGGCAAGGCCACUUAUGAGUGAUGUCGUCGAAACCCUAGAGCCAUUGCAGGGCAGCGGUGGAAGCGAUGGAUCCGGUCAAUCUUCCGGCCUACCUGACUAUAGAGUUCGUCGCAGGCUAACCGGGAACAGCGUCCACUUUAGGGCCAUCCCAAACCCCAAGUGCUCCCCUGUUGUCCCAGCAUGCAGAGUGAGGUAAUGGUGAUGCUUGAAUUUCUGCUGGAAUAGGUUCAGUUGUAUAUUGCGAGGUCUAAACCGCGGGUGGUGUGGGUGCAUGUGUGCACUUGUUCUGUGGUGCUGUCACUGCUGUGUGCGUUUGGGGUCUUUUUGUUUUUCGGGUUUUGGCCAGCGUUUUGAUGUGUAAAUUUGAUCCGCAUACUGCUGCUUGUAAGGCCCUCUAAUUUUCACAGUGGUCUUCCUUGA
Setaria italica (foxtail millet) is the source of this 1901-nucleotide messenger RNA. RefSeq names its product probable serine/threonine-protein kinase PBL8. The coding region runs from base 445 to 1677 and encodes 410 amino acids. NCBI's taxonomy places the organism in Eukaryota, Viridiplantae, Streptophyta, Magnoliopsida, Poales, Poaceae. The record is from RefSeq and is a predicted model, not a curated record. The transcript has 8 exons. Gene Ontology annotation, biological process: protein phosphorylation. Gene Ontology annotation, molecular function: ATP binding; protein kinase activity.